This is a messenger RNA of Sabethes cyaneus, 2066 nucleotides long. RefSeq lists its product as uncharacterized. NCBI's taxonomy places the organism in Eukaryota, Metazoa, Arthropoda, Insecta, Diptera, Culicidae. Gene Ontology annotation, molecular function: phosphatidylinositol binding. Gene Ontology annotation, cellular component: extrinsic component of endosome membrane; early endosome; late endosome. The coding region runs from base 503 to 1798 and encodes 431 amino acids. The transcript has 4 exons. Gene Ontology annotation, biological process: early endosome to late endosome transport; protein targeting to lysosome; endosome to lysosome transport. The record is from RefSeq and is a predicted model, not a curated record.
CGACUUAUACGUUCGCUCAGUGAACGCAUUCGCAUUCGAAACUCGAAAGUCAUGUACCAUCCCAAUUUGCUGUGAGUAAAGGAAAUAAUCAGACUUAUUAGACUUUCUCGUUCGUGUCUCUAUUGAUGGCUUUCAAUCAAGCGAGUCUAGUGCGAAAUUGAAAUUUGUGUCUGCCUUUGCAAUUACCUACCUGCAGGUGAACGUAUCCUACAGUCUCGGUUUGUAUGCAGUGGACAAAGAAGUUUAGUGUUUUUGCAACGUACGUACAGUACACAAAUUGGCUUAGUGGUGAUACUUUCCUCGAAGGCGACAUUGACGAGGAAAUCGUGCAACCACAACCUCAAGGUUCAUGCGUUUUACACUCACGGUAGAAUUAGUGUGUAGUCUGUGUGCAAGUUCUGACACAUUUCGGUCGAAAAAAUCAAUGCCCUCUUGGUAGAAUCGGUUCUGCUCGGCGAUAGUCGUUCUCCCGUACAGGGGACUGCACAAACAAGGAAGGAAAAUGUCGUUGCGAGCUAUACAGAAACGAGACAGAAACAAAUUAUCAUCUGCGCAACAAAAACAGAAUCUCUUUAUCAACAAAAGUCGAAGCUUCGUCGUCGAAGUAAGUUCAACAGGCGCAGUUGGCAGCAUUAAUAACAGCAGUAGUGUUGGUGCUAACGCUGCUGUUAGUGGACACGGUAACUAUCAACAUCAGCACCUGCAACAAGAUCAUCACCCGAGCAGCAGAAAUGAUAAGUGGAGAAAUUCAAGUACCACCAGCAUAACUUCCUCGACGGCCACCGGAGGUCUGCCGCUAAGUAACAAGAAACGCUCUACUUCCUGUCCGAGUUUGCAGAAACGCAUUCCACACUAUUCGCCGCUUCGGUUCACGAAGUCCGAAUCCGAUCUGGACGGUGCGUCGGGUCCGGGCGGAACGCGAACCUCGGCGGGUGCUGGUGGACACAUCUCGGCGGCGACCGACGAUCCGUUCGAUAGUUUCAGUGGUAAUAAUCUCUACCUGGGCGCCAAGUCCGAAGUGUGCCUCAAAACGUUGGCAGUGAAAAGUACCAACCAACCGCGGGCGCCAUUCCAGAACAGAAACAGCAACAGCUCUGCUGCCGCGGGGAACCGCCCUAGGAUGUACGAGAGCAGUCGUAGGCAAUCGGUGGACGCAGGCGUAACCGAACCGGGCCGGAGUGAAAAGUAUACCGGAUUCAGUGGCAAUAACAAUAACAAUAUCGCGCUGAGAAUUCCAAUCAUCGGCUAUGAGGUCAUGGAGGAGCGAGCCAGGUUCACUAUCUUCAAGCUUCGCAUCGAAAACAGCAUCUCACACACCUGUUGGUUGGUUCUGCGGCGCUAUACCGACUUUGUGCGGCUGCACAUCACCCUGCGGACGAUGUUUCCCCACUGCAACCUAGUACUGCCGAAGAAGAAAUGGUUCGGAAACAACUUCAACAGCGGCUUCAUCGACAACCGAAUACAGGGGCUGCAGAAGUUCAUCAACAUCAUCCUGGACGAUGGGGCGAUGCGAACUUGCCCGGCCGUGCGGGAGUUCUUCUGCUUGGAUGAACCACCAACCUACUCGGAGAGUAUGGAAGAAUCUCGGAUAAUUUUUGAAGCACAGGAAGAAACCAUAUCUCAUCUGAAGCAACAGCUCCAGACCAAAGAUGAACUAAUUGAGGCCCUGCAGGCCAAGGUAGCUAGCGAAGUCAAUAGGAAUAAGGUGUUAACCAAUAUUAUACGCAAUAGUUUCGAAAACUGUUCCAAGUGUGCGAAGCAGCUGGACAAUCAUUUGAAAGAAUCUACUUACAAAUAAAAUUGUAGACUGAACGCAAAUUGCACAUACACACAAAUAUGAUAUUCGCCUAGUUAGGAUAUACUACUACUAGCAACUGAACGAAUGCCUUGAACGUGAACAAGAAGCAAUUAACAAGUGUCUAGGUUAUAUGUUUUUGUUAAUAAUUAUACAGUUGACCCAUUUCGAGAUCAAGUUAGAUACCAUAUUAUACAAGCACUAAAUAUUUUAAGGCUGCAGCAGCUACCACACUAAUGACAUUUGAACGGUAAGAAAAAUACAGUUAAAA